UUCAGGCUGCGUGCACGCGCGUCCGCCUUCCCUCUUCGUUUUCCAUCCUGACAGUGUUCUCCAUCAGCCGGUGACAAUGAUCUGCUUGUUUCUGUCCAUAUUUGCUCAUAUCUUUCAGUCAGGCUGGACUGGGGUGAAUGAGCGCACCUUCGUUGCUGUGAAACCAGAUGGCGUGCAGCGGAGACUGGUUGGGGAAAUCGUGCGCCGUUUUGAGAAGAAAGGCUUCAAACUGGUGGGCCUCAAGUUUAUGCAGGCCUCAGAGGAGCUUCUUAGGGAACACUAUUGGGACCUGAGAAGCAGGCCCUUCUUCAGUGGACUCAUAACUUACAUGAACUCGGGACCAGUCGUUGCGAUGGUGUGGCAGGGUUUGGACGUGGUCAAGACUGCGCGGAAGAUGUUGGGAGAGACCAACCCUGCAGACUCGCUGCCUGGAACCAUCCGGGGAGAUUUUUGUGUGGAGGUGGGCAGAAACGUCAUCCACGGCAGCGACUCCGUGGAGAGCGCGCAGAAGGAAAUCAGUCUGUGGUUUCGUCAGAGCGAGCUUCACCGCUGGGAGAACAGCAACAGCCGCUGGCUCUACAACUGACUUUCUGCACAUGCUGCACGAACACCGUUUUGUCAUAAACCCAUGUUUUGUUUUGUUAUUUGUUUUUCAUGUCAUAAGAUGGAUCACAUCAUACCUCAGAUCGAAUGUUUUGGCUUUAGUAGUUUAUAGCUACACAGGGGGUUCGUCUCUGCCUUCCUGGAUUUAUUCUUUUUUGUACGUUUCAUUUGGUUUUUUUGUCUUCAGUGAGGUGAGACAACACCUGAGCAAGAUGCACUAAGUGAGCACUAACCUCAGCAGAAACUUGAUGGCUUCGGCUUCUGUUUUCUUUCCAGUGUAUUUUAUUGUUUUCAGUUCAGACUAUUAAAAGGUAAUACUCAAAGGUUUGAGACACUAAUAUAAACAGGUCAUGUAUGACACAAGAAGAGAAGAACUGCCUUGCACACAUUUAGUUUCCUAUACCUUCCAAGUCCAACGAUUGUCAUUUUAAAGUACUUGAAUGUAAAGUUUUUAGCUCCCCAAAUGCAUAAAGCACUGUAAUGAUCCUGUUAAAGUGGUGCUGCACUAAACGAUGUUUACCUGAUUGUCACAUUCAUGCUUUUAUCAGUUAUUAAAAAGCUGUGUUAAGAUUAUACAA
Messenger RNA from Archocentrus centrarchus (flier cichlid), 1181 nucleotides. It is a transcript of the gene nme3, whose product is annotated as NME/NM23 nucleoside diphosphate kinase 3. Gene Ontology annotation, biological process: CTP biosynthetic process; UTP biosynthetic process; GTP biosynthetic process. The coding region runs from base 77 to 586 and encodes 169 amino acids. The transcript has 5 exons. Gene Ontology annotation, molecular function: nucleoside diphosphate kinase activity. Lineage: Eukaryota; Metazoa; Chordata; Actinopteri; Cichliformes; Cichlidae. The record is from RefSeq and is a predicted model, not a curated record.